This is a messenger RNA of Mesorhabditis spiculigera, 882 nucleotides long. The record is from the annotation of a GenBank genome assembly. Lineage: Eukaryota; Metazoa; Nematoda; Chromadorea; Rhabditida; Rhabditidae.
AUGGCGGCACCGGCUAGCUUCGAUUUUCUGAGGCUCAACGACGCUCAGAGGACGGCCGUCUACCAUCAACUUGGCUUUCGGGAAAAAUUCGAGCUGCGGCGUGCUGCUAAGACUGGCGAAGCUGUCAGCACCACAGUCAAAAUAGCUGAUUUGGACGCUUUCCCAAAUUCGCUGGUGCUCUUCCUCGGUUACCCGGGGCAGCCUGUGAAAAUGGAAUACACUGACCACACACUCCCCUGGGACGCAUCCAAUCGCGAGUACACCGCCACCAAAAUGCUCGAGUCAACAAUCGCCCCUCACGACUUUGUGAAUCGUCUCACCGCUUCGAUGCCCUUGCACGAAGUCAAUUUCUCGUAUAACCGAUGCCAGUUUGUGGAGCUCCAGUUUCCGACUGAAUAUGAGGACGCGGUGCCCAUCGAACUUUCUACGUACAAGCAGAUUUACGAGCAGAUUGCGCAUAUGGAGAGAAUAUACGUGACCGCUGGCUUCGUAGACCCCGAGAGGUGGCCAGGGGUUAUGAGCAUUCUGGCCGUGUUUCUGGAUGCAGCUCUUGUGAAGUUCCGCCCGAUAAACAACGCGGCUCGCCUCACCUCGCACCAUUUCAACUUUCUAUUGUACGUCGAUGAGCAGCUCGACCACCAGCUCCCAGGGCCGCUGCAAGAAUUUAUAACAACGCACCUGGGGCCUCACGACCGGGUGGAGAUCGACCGGGAGAGCAGCGUCACACAGGGGAGCUAUACUGGAGGACGUACCCGGUUGGACCAAUGGCGCCUGGUGCUUGUGGAAAACCGCGCACGCUGGACCGCGGAGAUGCGGCGAGACAGAUUUUGGCCAACCGGAGACGAGCGUGAAUGGAUCAGGGAAUGGUCAGCGCACGGACGC